Messenger RNA from Effrenium voratum, 741 nucleotides. Lineage: Eukaryota; Dinophyceae; Suessiales; Symbiodiniaceae. The record is from the annotation of a GenBank genome assembly.
AUGAGCCGUGUGGACUGGAAAGUGCGCUACUACCACUUUAAGUACAGCGUGCCCACCUUCUCUUCGCCGUUCAGUGGCAGGGAGGUAACAUCUGUGGCACACCCUGAUGAGGUUGCCUACCUCCGAUGCCGGCUUUGUACAGACGUCGUCUCUGAGGGUUGCAGCCAGGGGGUUUACCUGGAGGUUGAAGUAGUGAGCAACUCGGACAAUCUGAGCAUGGCCGUGGUGGACUUUGAGGCGGGCGGCUGCAGUAGCGUCACCUUCAGUCCAGACACAGGCGCGGUGAUCCGGGAGCGCAAGGUCAGGGAGGCACCGCGGAAGGUCGAGGGCGCUUACAUCCAGCCCUUGCCCACUGUUGCGACGGGCCGUCCAUUCCAUGGGCUCAUGGGUCUCUACCUGUAUCAAGACCGCUUAGCGUUUUUCAGGAGGUGUGAGCUGCCGGGCGCGGAGGCGAGCGCGGAUUUCGGCAGGCGGACACCGCAUGGCGAAAGAGGAGAGCUGGCGGCCUGGGAAACCACUGGCUUCGUCUCUGACCUGAACUGGGCCGAGGGCCGACGCUUGACGCCUUGCCUUGCCUUCCGCGACGAGGGCGCCUAUCGGGUGCGAAUCGUCCAAAUUGGUGCAACACCACCAAUCGAUGUACAGAGAGCCAUGCACUCAGAUUCCAAAGCGUCAGACUGGCGAACCAGCUGGAGCGACUUUGACUGGGAGGUUGGAUCGUCGGACGCACCUCCAGCUUGA